AUGUCUAUGAAACCCCCCAUCCAACCGGUUGGCAUCGACAAGGAGCUCGAGAAGAAAGUCGGAGAAAGGAAAUUGGAGUCCCGGCCGGAUGAGGUUACAAGCACCUCUUCUGUUCGCCAGGUUAUCGAAGGAAGCCAGGGACCAGCAGUGCCGGUGGACCCGCUACUAAAUCUGAAAGACGAUCUGAACACGGUUAAGGAGACUUUUGCACUUGGCUCGGUGCCCCGGGAGGCAUUCGGUCUUGGCCUCGCCGGCACGCUGCCUUAUCUGGCCACCUCAAUAUCUACCGUCUACCUGUCCUGGUCGCUAAACACGGAAUGGCCCACGACUUCAUCUUUCAUAAACAGCAUCGUAGCCAACCAUGACUCGGCGACGCACUGGCUGCAGCUCCUCGAGCCGAUCCAGGUUGGAUAUGGUGCCGUGAUCAUCUCAUUCCUCGGCGCCAUACACUGGGGACUCGAAUUCGCCGAGAAACGGGCAUUACCCGACCGUACGCGGUUCCGGUACGGCAUUGGUGUCCUUGCGCCGGCCGUGGCCUGGCCAACCAUCUUUAUGCCGAUUGAGUGGGCUCUAACGACGCAAUUCGCGGCCUUUGUGGCUCUGUACUUUACGGACUCGACGGCGACGGUCAAGGGCUGGGCACCUGGGUGGUACGGGAUCUACCGCUUCGUCCUGACGGCAAUUGUAGGCGCCGCCAUCCUGAUCAGCCUGGUGGGCCGCGCAAAGAUCGGCGCCGGCCACGCGCGUCUGUCAAAGGCAGAGUUACGGGACCGACUCCAUCCACAGACGGGCAGCAAGGAUCGGGAUUGGGCAAAGGAAGAGGAAAAGGAAAAGGAAAAGAUCCAGAGAGAGAAGAAGGAGGAGGAGAAGAAGAGAAAGGAGGCCGAAGAGAAGGCCAAGAAGGAAGAGCAAAAGAAGGAAAAGGCACAGAAGAAGGCUGACAAGCCUAAGUCAGAAGGAAAGGGCGGCCAGGAGAAGGAGGAGAGUGGAAACGACGAUAAGCAAAAGGCCGACUCGGACUAA
Canariomyces notabilis is the source of this 1023-nucleotide messenger RNA. RefSeq lists its product as uncharacterized. The coding region runs from base 1 to 1023 and encodes 340 amino acids. The record is from RefSeq and is a predicted model, not a curated record. NCBI's taxonomy places the organism in Eukaryota, Fungi, Ascomycota, Sordariomycetes, Sordariales, Chaetomiaceae. The transcript is spliced from 2 exons.